CAUAAUAGGUAAUUCGCCAUGAUGACGGCCGACGCUGCUUCAGUGCUUCCAGUCUGUUCAGUGCUGUUUCCCCCCAGGGGUUCUUUAUGACAUGACCAGCAUGCUUUCUCUCCACGACAGGGCCACGACAGGGCUACCCAGAGAUGAUAUACAGUACUGCAUUAUUUGGACUUUCAGUAUGUAACUCACGUUGGGUAGCUGGGCAGGUAUAGGUAGUUAGGGUAAUGUUAUUAGAUCCGUAAAGCAGUCUAGUCUAAGUGCGCUUUGUUCCCAUCCCCAUCCCCAUCCCCACAAGGCCUUCCCAUACUGUUGGGCGCGCUUUGCCAUUUUCUUCGAUGAAUACUUACACUACAUAGGUAUUGGCAGGUCCUGUAAAUAUAUCUUUUCUAUCUUUAGUCGUUCUUUUUUGUUUGUUUCUUUCUUUCUUUUCGUUCGUUUCCCUUGAGUCGCUCUCUCCCUGGCGCCUGGUAGACAGUAUCUAUCAUGGCAGCUCAAGACCCAAACGCGCCGACAGACAGCAAUGGCGGUGCUCUGGUGGCUACCGCCGUCGCCAUGCUGGCGUUUUCCUGGCUAUCUGUUUCUCUAAGGUCGUUUGUUCGCGCCAAGCUCACCAACGGCUUCCAAUGGGAUGACUGGCUGAUGUUGCUUGCUCAGGCAAAUUUCACCGUAUCAUGCUCGCUUAUACUUAUGGGGGUUCGGGAUGGAUUGGGAAGACACAACAAAUCGCUGGACCAAUACCAUGAGAUCCAGGCUUUGGAAUAUCAAGCUCUGGCUACGGCAACUUACGUCCUUAAUAUGUGGCUGAUCAAGCUUAGUAUCGGUAUCUUUUUGCUACGUCUCGCUACGGAGAAGAGGUACAAAUAUACGCUUUACGGCAGUCUCAUCAUCGUCAGUAUAUGGAGCGUAGUUUUGUUCUUUUGGAAUAUCUUUCAGUGCAACCCGGUCUCCGCUCAAUGGGAUUAUACGAUUCUCGAGAAGGACUCCAACGCUCGCUGCGUCUCGGCCGACGAGAUUGUCAAUGCUGCAUAUGCACUAAGUGUUAUGAACAUCGUUUCCGAUUGGUUAUACGCCUUAUUACCGAUUCCCAUGAUUUGGAGCGUUAGGAUGACGACACAAGCUAAGAUGACCGUGGUCGUGGUUCUCGGGUUGGGUAUUUUCGCGAGCGUCGCUACCCUCGUCCGACUCAAGUUUCUUUCCGAUCUUACGGACAUGGCAGAUAUCUUGCAUAGUGGUACUGAUGCGAUGGUCUGGACAUUGAUUGAACCAGGAGUUGCAAUUGUCGCCUCGAGUCUUGUUACCAUUAGACCUCUUCUUAGGCAAUGGAGGAUCAAGGGAUUUGGUUCUAGCGGGCAGAGCCGUCCAGCUAAUGCGGGCUAUAACAGCUAUUCGACGUCGCGUGCAAACCGAUCAGCCAAGAUGCCAGCUUUUGGAUCUACUGAAUUUACUCUCGUAGAUCUCGAGAAUGGUCAUGCGAAGAAUUCUAAGCCGUGCUCGCCAGUCGCCGGGUCGUUUAGUGGCAAGAUCCAGCGGUCUCUGUCGUUAUCGGAUGCGGGUAGCAUGACGAGCAAGAGUUACCUAUCUCGAACAUCGUCCGACGCUACGAUUUAUUCAAGAAAGGUCCAACGCUCUCGAUCAAUCUCGGAUACCGACACUUUGACAGGCCGAAGCCAUCGAUCUCGGCCGUCAUACAUGUCGAGAGUUCGCGAAGCACCUACCGAAGAAGACGAUGGACGACAAGAGUAUUGGGGAAACGAAUCCAGAAGGAUAAAUAUAAAGAGCGAGAUGUAUGUCAUCGAAGGAAACACGACGCCGACGAUGCCCAAACCACCCUCUGGAGCUUAUCAGCGCGACGAAACAUGGCUGGCGGAACAGGACUCGUCGAAUGACGGAUCCUUCGAUCUUGCACGCGUCCAGUCCCAGAACACCGAUAUUCCGAACCCGCUACAGCUGCCGAAGCCAUUACCCCCAUUACCGUCGUACCGAAGAUGAGCACGCCUAAUCGAGUUACAAGGAAGAACCAUAGAUGCAUAAAAGCUACUUCAGACGAUAACUACGACGACACCUACUACGGGAAAUACCCACAGCGUCAACGCCACCUUGAUCUAUUCUUUUCGUUUUCCCUUU
Messenger RNA from Daldinia caldariorum, 2124 nucleotides. RefSeq lists its product as uncharacterized. Lineage: Eukaryota; Fungi; Ascomycota; Sordariomycetes; Xylariales; Hypoxylaceae. The record is from RefSeq and is a predicted model, not a curated record. The transcript is spliced from 3 exons. Bases 484 to 1989 code for a protein of 501 amino acids.